Aspergillus bombycis is the source of this 816-nucleotide messenger RNA. Its product is annotated as Bax inhibitor-1 family protein. Lineage: Eukaryota; Fungi; Ascomycota; Eurotiomycetes; Eurotiales; Aspergillaceae. The record is from RefSeq and is a predicted model, not a curated record. The transcript is spliced from 3 exons. Bases 1 to 816 code for a protein of 271 amino acids. Gene Ontology annotation, cellular component: membrane.
AUGGCUGCUAAUACUAGAUAUGAGCCAGCUCCUCAGCGAGACUCGUUUGAGGACCGCGCAUACACUCAGCCCCCGCCAUCUUAUCAGGCAACGGCCGAAUACUCCCAAGCGCCUCGCAGUGAGGACGACAAUGUUCCCGAUGACUUCAAAUUCGGUGGAAUGGUCGCAGAAGGAACUCUACCUAUCCGGAUGCAAUUCGUCCGGAAGGUCUACGCGAUCCUAACUGCCCAGCUCCUCCUAACAACCAUCCUGAGCUCAAUCUCCUUCUUUAGCGACAGCUACCGCCUUUGGAUUCAGUCCAACUUCUGGCUGAUGAUCGUCUCCGUCUUCGGUGCCUUGGGCUUCAUGCUCGUAACAUACUGGAAGCGCAAGAGCUACCCGACCAACCUUCUUUUCCUGACAGCCUUCACGGUUCUCGAGGCCUACUCCAUCAGCGUCGUGACGUCCUUCUAUGACGCGCGCAUCGUAGUGCAAGCCCUUAUCCUGACACUCGGCAUGUUCGUCGCGCUCACGCUCUUCGCAUGUCAGACGAAGUACGAUUUCACGAACUGGAUGCCGUACCUGUUCGGUGCGCUCUGGUUCUUGAUCCUGUUCGGCUUCGUCGCUGCGUUCCUCCCUAAUAGCUCUACUGUUGAGCUCAUCUACAGCGGCUUGGCGGCGUUGAUCUUCUCCGGCUACAUUCUUGUUGACACGCAGUUGAUCAUGAGACACUACCAUGUUGAGGAGGAGAUUGCCGCAAGCAUCUCGCUCUAUUUGGAUAUCCUUAACCUGUUCCUGGCCAUCCUCCGGAUCCUAAACAACCAGCAGAACAACUAG